CCACUGCUUCCCAGUACAAGUUUCCACCUAAGUGGUGCUUCUGAGCCCCCAGCUGGCCAAGCAGCUUCCACGGGUGGUUCUUUAGGAUUCAGGAGCUCGUGGAACAACUUAAAGGAAUACCAGACACAAAUGGCUUUGACUGAAAGGGUCUGUACGAUUGUUUUCUUGGAAGAAAGCAUAAAGUAGCUGAAACCUAUUCAAGAAGAAGAAUUUGGCUCAAAAAAGACACAUUUUUAUAACUUUGGCUAAUAUCCCAAACUUUUAUAGCUUUGGCUAAUAUCCCAAACUAAAACUGUUUGGAUGGCUUGUAUUUUUUUUCUGAGUGGCAGGAAGAAUGAAGAGUAAUAUGGUUAAAACGGAUUUCCUUCCACAGUGAUAUGAAAGGUGAAUAUUUCAUUUGUUUUAAAUCAAGUCAUCCUGCUGUCAUGGUAGAAAUCUCAAAGGCUCAGCCUUGUAGAAGGAUUUAAAAGCAGCACUUCAGCAAUAAUCGGAUUAGAAGGACUUGCAUAGCUCCAUGGUAUAAAAAAGAGAUAAAAGAAACCAGAGUCCCAACUUGCCACAAAGCAAGGCAGUGAGUUGUGGGGUGCAGAAUCAACCCACAGUUCUGAGGCAGUGAUUUUGACAUUCACCUGGAGCAGGGAUGCCUGCAGACUUCAAUGGGUACUGGAAAAUGGUCAGCAAUGACAAUUUUGAGGAGUAUCUGAAAGCACUGGAUGUAAAUGUUGCUGUAAGAAAAAUAGCAAACUUGCUAAAGCCUGACAAAGAAAUCCUUCAGAACGGAGAUCAUAUGAUCAUUAAAACACUAAGCACUUUUAGAAACUACAUCAUGGAAUUUGAUGUAGGAAAGGAGUUUGAGGAGGAUUUAUCUGGGGUGGAUGAUCGCAAGUGCAUGACCACCGUGUCUUGGGAUGGAGAUAAGCUGCUCUGUGUGCAGAAUGGAGAGAAGGAGGGCCGUGGUUGGACCCAGUGGAUUGAAGGAGAUGAAAUGCACCUGGAAAUAAGAGUGUGUGGAGUCACAUGUAAGCAGGUCUUUAAGAAGGUGCAGUGAGCUUCUGCUGCUACAGGAGUGAAAAACAACAGAACAACAGAAUUUACUGACUUGCCAGCAACUCUCCAAACGUUAGCACUGAGCAUCCUCAGCAACAAGAGCAAACACAGAAAUGAAGAU
Molecule: messenger RNA, 1168 nt
Organism: Zonotrichia leucophrys gambelii
Lineage: Eukaryota; Metazoa; Chordata; Aves; Passeriformes; Passerellidae
Gene: RBP1
Product: retinol binding protein 1
Exons: 4
Coding region: 641-1048 (135 amino acids)
Biological process (GO): retinoic acid biosynthetic process; vitamin A metabolic process; fatty acid transport
Cellular component (GO): nucleus; cytosol
Molecular function (GO): all-trans-retinol binding; fatty acid binding
Source: RefSeq, a predicted model, not a curated record